AUGGGAUUGAAUUCAGUGGACGAUAUUCUGGCAUGCGGAAUGUCUUUCACCAAAACAUACUUCACAAGUCGUUUGUAUUAUCACCUCCACAUAGAUUUGAUAGAUCUCAACCUGAAGGGAGACCACACCCUAAAGGAGAAGAAUUCUACCAAGCGCUCGGGUGCAUUUAUGUACAAAGUUAGUCAAAAGGCCACAGCGGUAAUCUCUGCUUCCUCCUCAUCUAUUUCCCUUGCUGCCCAUGCCUUUCUACGCCUCGCCUGCCUAUUUCCCCUAUCUUAUCUCCGGCUAGUAAUUCCAACUCGCUCUCUAACUAGCAAAUAUACUCUCGACAUUACCUCAUGCUGCGAAGCAUACGCAAGCGGCUGGAAUGGACUAGCUAUAACUGACCCUAUGGAGAAUAAGGUUGUAGGAGGAAAGGAAAUAGUGUGUCGCUUUAAGGAGUAUUCCAUGUUUUUGGCCCGUACUCUGGUGCUCAAAUUGGGUCGCGGGUGGGCGUCUAGGAUAAUCGGCUCUCGAUGGAGCGCCAGCGCGACAGCAGCAGCAGCAGGAGGCUUAGAUAAUGAGCAGGCGCCCCCUACUAGCAACCAUCGUUUAGGACGCGUGAAAAAUGGUGUCGAAAACCACUGCGCUGCCCAACGCGGUCGCGCGACCGAACAGGAACGCGAGAUCACGAACAACGCCGAGCCACGUACAAACUCGCAGAAAGUCCUUACACACGCGAGCAAAAGAAGGCCAGAAAACUCAUCUAUAGCGUAUAAGCCGAAGCAGGACGAAUUCAGGGCAUUCUGCAAACAGAAGCAGUACCAUGACCAGCCAAGUCACGUAAAAUUGGAAGCCAUAUACCACAAGAAGAGACCUGUCUUCUCUGGGGCUACAUACGUUACCGCAACUACAGAUCUGUACCGAGAGCAUAAAGGCCUAGGGGUGAACAACCAUACGUCGCCGCAGCAGUACGCGGAUAAGGUUAGAGACACUCUGCUCGACGGCUACGACGAGGAUGAAUUUCAACGCGUCGAUAGCGAGCUCUGA
Lindgomyces ingoldianus is the source of this 1029-nucleotide messenger RNA. RefSeq lists its product as uncharacterized. Lineage: Eukaryota; Fungi; Ascomycota; Dothideomycetes; Pleosporales; Lindgomycetaceae. The record is from RefSeq and is a predicted model, not a curated record. The transcript is spliced from 12 exons. The coding region runs from base 1 to 1029 and encodes 342 amino acids.